CUUAAGAGACAGGGAUCUGGGCCCGGGAGGCAGCAAUGGACCAAGGUCAGCCAUGGCCGAGAAGGGGAUACUAAUGUAGUGCGCCACUUUUUGAGGGCUGCUGACCGUCGGUGGCAUCUUAAAGCUUUUCGGGGCUUCGUUUCUCUUCCUGCCUCUCUCUGGGCAUACUCCUCUGGUACCCGGGUAUUCCUGCAGUAAAUCGUAACCUUUGGCUUGAUCCGGAGACAGCACCCCAACCCCAGCAGUGCCUAGACUGACUGCGGCAGAUGAGACAGGAAAAUGGAACAAGAAAUAGGGAAAGGAAAAAAGAGAAUGAAAGUCCAAAAGGGGAAGAAGCAGAUGAAGAAGGAGGAGGAGGAGAAAAAGGAGGAAGAGGAAGACCAGGAGGAAGAAAAUGACAGCAACUAUGACGCUGAAGAGGAAGACGAAGGCGAGGAGAAAGAAGAGGGCGAAUACGACCAGGAGGACAAAGGCAAUGAAGAAGACUACUACCAGGAAGGAGAGAACAUGGAAGGGCAAGAGAAGGUGACAGAGGGAUCAGGUGGAAUAUCCAAGAAACUGAUUUUUUCAACUCUGGUUGGAGGUGGCAUAAUUGUAGUCUUAGUGUUUAUGGUCAGCCUUAGUAAGCAAGUGGAACAAAAAAGAAGGGAUAUGAAACUAGGAGAAGAGCCAUGCUCAGAUGAAUCAACUAUGUGUCCAAAAGAUUGGCUCAGAGUCUUUUAUAAAUGCUACUACCUAUCAUUGGAUCAAAAGACCUGGAAUGCCAGCCAGAAAACGUGUAGGUCUCUUGGUGCAUCUUUGGCUACAUUCAGCACAAUAAAGGAAAUGGAAUUCCUGAUGAAACGUAUUGGCUCUUCUCCCUACUGGUUUGGACUAAUAAAUGAAAAUGGAGUCUCAUUCUGGACAUGGGAAAAUGGAACUUCAGUCUCCAAAUGGAUAUGGAUUGAAGGAACUGGUUGUGCCCAUUUAUCCCCUAAAGGCAUUUCUACUGAUAGUUGUGCGUCUCAAAGAAACUAUAUGUGCAGCAAAGCAGAAAAAUGUUUCUAAGAAAGAGUGGCAUCCAUUGAAAGGAAAUUUAGGUUUUUUCUGGUGCACGCAAAGGUAUAUACAAUAGACACUUCCCUUCUUCUCAAACACUUUAUGAUGUAAAUAUAUAUGUGAGAAAUUUGGGGUUUCCUGUUAUUUUUUUAUACAGUACCAUGUGUGGUGAUGAAAAGGGGCAGAGGAAUCUCAGAGCUGUGUCUCUUGCUCUCACUUGUGGCUUGUAUUAGAGACAAGAAAAUGGAUAGGAGGAGGGAGUGAUGAAUGGUUAUGGGAGUACACAGCCUGUCCAAGAAGGCUAAGUCAAGUGUCAUUAUAGACACUCUGUGAAAUGCUUCAUCCUGUUUCCAAAGAUUAAUAGUUAAGUCCUAUAAGCCAGUAAUAAGGCCGUUUAUAAGCAUAAUGAGGUGACAUCUAUAACUAGGAUGGGGCAGCAUGUGGAAAAGCUCUAUCUGAACCAUUUUAUUACAUUCCAAAACUUCAGGAUGGGCCAGAUGUGACUAGUUAAUAUCAUCUGGCCCAGUGAAGAACCUAAUUAGACUAAUCAGAUAGUGAAAAGGCCAACUCCCUCUGGUCAAAGUUUAAACAGAAUCUUUGAAGGGGGAAAAACCAUUAGAGGUGAUCUGGUUUAACCCCUCUCUGAAGCAUGAAUCUCCUCAACAUUAUUGCCCUGCCAGUGUCUUAACUCCCUAAAGUAAUUGUGUUUCAAUUUUACUGCUUUUAUUUACACAUUCUUUUCUUUUAAAAACAAUAAAUGCCUUAUUUUGUAUCUUUCUGGAAUUGUUCAUUUGCUUAAUUUUCUUCAUUGUUUCAUGAAAGAGGGGCAAUCAU
Molecule: messenger RNA, 1872 nt
Organism: Gracilinanus agilis (Agile Gracile Mouse Opossum)
Lineage: Eukaryota; Metazoa; Chordata; Mammalia; Didelphimorphia; Didelphidae
Product: C-type lectin domain family 2 member B-like
Exons: 5
Coding region: 280-1047 (255 amino acids)
Cellular component (GO): external side of plasma membrane
Source: RefSeq, a predicted model, not a curated record